Molecule: messenger RNA, 2636 nt
Organism: Paramormyrops kingsleyae
Lineage: Eukaryota; Metazoa; Chordata; Actinopteri; Osteoglossiformes; Mormyridae
Product: CD9 antigen-like
Cellular component (GO): plasma membrane
Source: RefSeq, a predicted model, not a curated record
GAUCUUGUCCAGAGUAAAUCUUCGGAAGGCAGACAGAUGAAUCCCCUUGCUGGAUAUCGAAACUAAGUCUUACAUAGUGUAUUCAUGUUCGUUCAUCAUUAAUGAAUCGUGACAUCUUUUAUCUAUACUAUACUAUAUUUGUUACUAUAUCCGUUAAUAAUAAAUAAAAAUUGAAUUCUGUAAACCUUUGUGAAUUACGGAUCGAAGGAACUACUAAGGAACUACUAAAGGAAUACACAAGUGAAAUACCGAUUUCACGUUUGUUCAUUAUUAAUGAAUCGUGACGCAUCUUUUGCCUCAAACGGUUACAUUUGUUCAUGAUUUGUACUUCAGUAGUAACUGAGUUACUACUAAAUACUUGUUUCCCCCUCAAAUGUUGCAAUAUUUCGAUAAUCAAUGGGGUGUUGCAUGAUUCAUAGAUGAUCAGAACCUUCUAUGUAUUUUCAUUUGCAAUUAAAAUGCAAAUGUUUAUUUCAAAUUUAUUUUAAUUGCGCCACCAAGCAUAAGAUUCGGUUGCGUUUUUGCGAAAAACAAGUAUAGUUGGUUUCGUUUUCUUCUCAGAUUGUGGUCACGAUUCCAGCCAAUAGAGUCUCGCGCUUGAGGUUCGGCCGAUCUCUCUGUCUAAAAAACAGAAGCAGUGAAUUCUGUAGUCUGUUGAUAAGGCUGAAUACCAUUGCCCAAACGGUGGUAAAAGGUUUUGUGAACCACGCAGGCACAAGGAGCAAGCAGAAUUAGCGAAAAUGGCACUCGAUGGAUGUUCCCAGUUGUGUAAAUGUAUUCUCAUUCUCGUCAAUAUCGUGUUGGGCCUUAUUGGCUUUGCAAUAAUGGCACUUGGAAUGUGGGUGAGAUUCAGCGCUCAGACAAGAGGAAUCUUCAAUGUUGAUCUGAACACGACAUCCUUUGUCAUUGUGGUGACCCUGUUGAUCGUUCUUGGCCUAUUAAUGAUGGUGAUCUCUGCAUUCGGGAACUAUGGAGCCUGUAAUGAGAGUAAAGGUGCCCUGACUGUGUUCGUCAUGCUGUUGAGCUUCCUGCUGACCUUCGCGAUUGCGGCUGGGACACUGGCUAUCGUGAAGAGCGAGGAGGUUGGAAAGCUGCUCUCAGAUGCAUACACAACCACAUACCUUCAGUAUGUCGACAAGGGCGGAGACCCCAGCAUGGCCAUUAUGCUGGAGUUCUUCCACAACAUGUUUGAUUGUUGUGGAAUUUUUGGAAAGGCUGUUGAACCCAUAGUCAGAGAAACGUGCCCCAAGAAGGGAUUUCUCGAAUCCUUCACUGUACCGGCAUGUCCUAAAGUCAUUGCCAGCAAAGAUUACAGAAGUCCUGCUUUUAUGGGAGGAUUCUUUGGAAUGUUGGCCUUGAUGCUAUUUGCGCUGGUUUGCAGCUGCGUCAUUCGCAAAGGGAUCUCAUCUUCAUCUGGUCCCCCUUACAUCCUUAUGUCCUCCACCACCUUCCAGCAAGAGAUACCUCAUGCUCAGCCUAAUUAUUAACUACAACCAACACCCAACUAAUCCCGUUUCUUUUUACUGUCUUCGGUUUUACUAGUGCUGGUCAAAUGAAGCCUCAGGAACCAUUUGCUGUAUUUUCUGACCCCACUCGAUGUUGCACUCUGUUAAAAAAAAAAAGGCACAAAGCAUGCCCAAAGCAAACCAAGAGCGCCAUCUAGUGGGAUCAGAAAAUACAGCAAAUGGUUCAUGAGGCUUCGUUUGGCCAUCGCUAGGCUUUAGUGUCUUUCCUUCAGCUGAUGUUGGCACUUUCGCCACAUAACCUGUUUUAUUCUGAGUAUGACGGUAAUCUCUUGAUUCAUUAGGCCAUUUUCCAAAAUUUUCUGAACGUUUAAUAGGAAUAUCUUGCUGUCUUUCUCUAUCGGGCACAGAGUAUGCGGGCAUUCAGAGUUUGGUCCCCUUUCCUUGUUUGCAUACCCACCAUUUCCCAGGUGUUUGCUGUGGUGUGCUGCAGCAUCCUCAUGAAUGGCAUUAAGCAUAGCCAGGCAAGGUUCCCCGUCUACUAGCUGAAUAUCUACUACGAACAAUUAAGACGUCGAAGCCCUGCAGCAUCAUUCCUGCCAGCCUUCACCAAGCCGCAGCCAACACCAGGACUUGUCCCCUGUCUGUUUCGUGGCCCUUCUUGUCUUUUUUUAUGUAGUUUGCAGUCAAAAAAAAAAAAGAGACGAAACGUCAAUAUUAUUCUGUUACAAACUGUGCCAGACUUGCCUGCUUAAAAUUGCUUGUACUUGCUGCAGAAUGACAUCAUCAAAACAUUGAGCUGAUGUCAUUUAACGUUUUCUGUAGCGCAGGAACAUGCCAGUGAAACAAGGGAGCAAGGAACUUAUAAGCUAGUAACCGAUGUGUUUUUACACAGCCGCCUAACUUUCCAGCUAUUAUCUCAUAGGCCGCAGUGUUGCUCGCGGGAACCUGAUGAGCCGCGCAGGGUCCAGUUAAGGUCUCCGUGGUUCUUAACCUCUGUUUGUGCAUGGCGGUCACUGUCAACCAGCUGUUCUGUGGCCGGACCGGAUCGAUGUGGAGAGCUCGAAACCCGCGGGGCUCUGCUUAGCUUUGUCGCGUAUGCUAGCGUGCUACCAUUAACCUGAGAUGUUGCCAAUUGUUUCUUUAAUAAUUAAAAUGGUGGUGUUUCCCCAA